Molecule: messenger RNA, 4801 nt
Organism: Podarcis muralis (Common wall lizard)
Lineage: Eukaryota; Metazoa; Chordata; Lepidosauria; Squamata; Lacertidae
Gene: PTDSS1
Product: phosphatidylserine synthase 1
Biological process (GO): phosphatidylserine biosynthetic process
Molecular function (GO): L-serine-phosphatidylethanolamine phosphatidyltransferase activity
Source: RefSeq, a predicted model, not a curated record
GGAGCGGGACGCCCCCGCGGUGGCCGCCGGCGAGGCGAGGAGGAGGCGGAGGAGGAGGCGGAGGCGGCCGCCGGUCGGCGAGGCGAUGGCGUCGUACAUGGGCAGCCGGACCCUCAGCAAGGACGACGUGAACUACCGGCUUCACUUCCGCAUGAUCAACGAGCAGCAAGUGGAGGACAUCACGCUGGAGUUCUUCUACCGGCCGCACACCAUCACCCUGCUCAGCUUCACCAUCCUCAGCCUCAUGGCCUUUGCCUUCACCAGGGAUGAUUCAACCCCAGAAGAUAAUAUUUGGAAAGGCAUCUUGUGUGUGAUCUUCUUCUUUCUAAUCAUCAGUGUUUUAGCCUUUCCGAAUGGGCCUUUCACUCGCCCACACCCUGCAAUAUGGCGUAUGGUUUUUGGUUUGAGUGUUCUCUAUUUUCUGUUUCUGGCAUUCCUGCUCUUCCUUAACUUUGAGCAGGUGAAAUCCGUGAUGUACUGGCUCGAUCCUAAUCUCCGAUAUGCGACAAGGGAAGCAGACAUCAUGGAAUAUGCUGUGAACUGCCAUGUUAUUACUUGGGAGCGAAUCCUCAGCCAUUUUGACAUAUUUGCUUUUGGACAUUUCUGGGGCUGGGCAAUGAAGGCUUUGUUAAUCCGUAGCUAUGGGCUGUGCUGGACUAUUAGCAUCACCUGGGAGCUAACCGAGCUGUUCUUCAUGCACCUGCUGCCUAAUUUUGCUGAAUGCUGGUGGGAUCAAGUCAUUUUGGACAUCCUGCUAUGUAACGGGGGUGGCAUCUGGUUGGGCAUGGUAGUUUGUCGUUGGUUGGAGAUGAGGACCUAUCACUGGGCAAGCUUCAAGGACAUUCACACCACCACAGGUAAAAUCAAGAGAGCUGUGUUACAGUUCACUCCAGCAAGCUGGACCUACGUUCGCUGGUUUGAUCCCAAGUCUUCAUUUCAAAGAGUGGCUGGAGUAUACCUUUUCAUGAUUAUCUGGCAGUUGACUGAGCUGAACACAUUUUUCUUGAAACAUAUCUUUGUUUUCCAUGCAAGUCACCCCUUAAGCUGGGGUAGGAUCCUCUUCAUUGGAAUUAUCACAGCGCCCACUGUGAGGCAAUACUAUGCUUAUCUCACAGACACACAGUGCAAAAGGGUAGGAACUCAGUGCUGGGUGUUUGGAGUUAUUGGUUUCCUGGAAGCUAUUGUGUGCAUCAAAUUUGGCCAAGACCUCUUCUCCAAAACACAGAUAUUAUAUGUUGUGUUUUGGCUCCUUUGUGUGGCCGUAACUACUUUCCUUUGUUUAUAUGGAAUGGUUUGGUAUGCGGACCACUACGGACAGCGAGAAAAGACGCUGUCAGAAAGUGAAGACAGCUCAUACAUCCCAGAUGCUUCCUGGCUUAACUCUAAGUUUACUAGAGGAACGGAAGACAGUCCACCCAAACACUCCAGCAACAGCGAGAGCCAUUCAUCUAGGAGGAGGAAUCGCCAUUCGAAAACAAAAGUAACCAAUGGAAUUGGCAAGAGAUAGAGAGACAGACAAGAGAGGAGGAGAAAGAGAGAGAAUCAGUUUCUAGAUUUGUUCCAGAAGUGUGCCUCUGAGAGCAAAGAAGCAAAACUGGCCUGGUUCUGAACUCCCUGCUUGAAGGUCGACAAGAGAAUAGGCGGAGGAGACAGGGGGACAACAUCUUCAGCAACCAGAGUCCUUGGACCUUGUUAACAUGGAGCUCAUCCGUGUAUCGCAAAUCAUUCGCUGCCGUCACUUGCCAUCCAUUGGCUCAGAUCUUCUGCACUUGACACUCAAAACCGUAGUAAUAUGUUUAAAGGCAAAAUAGUUGCUUGUUCCUGAAGGGUUCCUGUGAUAGUCUUUGUUCAAGUAGUGUGUGGAUGCCUUCUGAAGGCCUUUCUUUAAUUGAGGACGAUAACUCCAAGUUAACUGGCAACCAGUUGUUGUUUUUUGUUCGUUUUUCAGUUGUGGGCUUUUUACAUUCUUGUUUGUUUUCAAAAGAACCUUUUUGACUGAAAGAUGCUCUGCCUUUGUUCUCAAUCUGACACCUAAGCUUUUCUGUUGAUUUUUUUCAGGAAAUCAACAGUUCCAUAUUUCAGUCAGCAGGGUGCUAAGUAUUAGAAAGUACGUUCAUGAUUUUGUUCAGGUCAUUUUUAUAAUUUUGUGAGCCUGCUAAAUGUUCAUUGUGUUCAUGACAUUCUGUUACACAAUCAGGGCUGUGUCGGCCCUUGGCAAGAAGACAGGCCCAGAGCCAUUGGCACAUACACACACAUAUAUAUUUAUAUAUUGUUUAUUUUCUAACAUCUCCGCUGUUUCCUGUAUGUUUAUCAUCACUUCAGCUCCAGCGUUCUUUUCUCUUUAAAGACCUAAGCUCCCAACAGCAGCAAAAUGAUCCAAAUUAUAAACCAAAAUUCAUGCUUAAAGCUUUGCAAAUCUCUGCCUGGCCUAACACAGCAGCUUACCCAUGGUUGAUACAAUGUUCUUUGUAUUAUUGUGGUGUAACAUUAAAAAAAACAACCCACAUUUAUACAAACUAACUCCACUUCUUCCAGGGGUCAGUUUUACAGAAUGCUUCAGCAGUUUUUGUUCCCUGGGUUGUUUUUUGAAUCCCCCCACCCAUUGGAAAAUUGGUCUCACGGCAUCAUUCCCAAGAAAUGAAAUAAUCAUAAAAAUGAAGUAUUGAACCCCAAAUCUUAAACUGUUGGGAUUAGGCCAGUUUUGCAUAGAUUCUGCUUUCUGUGUUUAGUUGGUCUUUAUUUGUGUGUGCCAAUCACGUUGUGGGGCUACUUACUCCAAAAGACAUGGCUAAGGUGACCGGUUAAGUGAGAACCCACAUCCUUUCCAUCACCCUUCAGCUGGGAAGAGCUGCUUGCUGUGAUAAUGUCAUGGGAUAUGCACUGCAAGAUAUGAAGCAUUGUCAAGAACUUCAGCGUACAAGCAAAGUGACUGUAAAUAGAAAAAAGACCACCAUAAUCCAUGACUUCUUAUGUGCCACAAAGGAUCAGCUUUUUGAAUGCGCUCACUAUGCAGCUGCUAAUCCAUGGAAAGCUCUGUUUUUCUUUUCAAUCAUGAAUGUGCAAACUCUUGCAUCAAAAGCUGCUAUAUCCUAUUUGCUGCAACUGUGCUAAAUGUUACCGGCCUGGGGAAAAUGUACAUGUCUGGAACUUUCCCUGUCGACAAAUGUUGGGUUUCUUGAUCAUAUUUUGAAAUAUGUGUACUUUUACAUCUGUGUAUUCUUAGCAUGCUGCAUAAUUUCCAAAUGUGUUGGUUUUUUGGUUUUGUUUUGGUUGAUGCUCAAGGUCACUUAGUUUUCUGUCUUAAUCCCUUUAGAGUCAGUUACUCAAGAGAGACCAAUGUGUAUGUGUGUGUUUUUCUAUUUAUUCAAGACCAAAGUCAGAAAAUGUUAAGGCUCUUCUGAAGGAACAUUUCACACUGUUUAGUGUUAAUAAUUCUCCCAAAGAGCCUGUCCUGUUUUGCAGAGCCUGCAACACGUAGAAAUAUGACUGCUGGAGUCAGUAAUAAAAUUCCCACUCACACUGGUAGAGACGCGGCCCUAGUUAUAAUACAGUGCUGCCAAAAGCCAUGUUUGUCAGCUGAAACUAGUGCUCACAUGCACAGUUAAUUAUAUCCAUAGAUAGAGUGCACAUGCAGAUCUUUGGCAAAAAUCAGUGUUAAUAUUUUACUGUGGCUGGAAAACAAUGCACCUUGUGUUCACUGGGGCUUUUCAGCCUCUCUCUUCCAGCAGUAACUCCCUGACACACGCUUAGCACACACACACCCCUUCCCCAAAUGCUGCUCCGAAAAGUCUAGGGACCCUGUGAAGUAGCAUCCCGUGGAGGCUGGACUGCUGUUGGAAGGGGAAGCCAACAUCAUAAACAUAAUCUGUGCGCACACAGAUUUACUUUAGACACACACUUUGAAUCCUGGGCUGUGUACUUUUUUCCAUUGAGGAAUUUAAAAAUACUUUGCAUGAGUGAACUCGGAAGGUGGACAGUCUUUAAUCCCCAUAGAAAGGAAAGCAUCCUAUACGAAUGUUGUUUCCAUAUUGAUAAAUAUCAGUAAUGUAAAAGUCUUCGUGAAAUGCGGCAUUUUCUGUAGAGGCACCGCUUAUCCUAUCUCAAAGUGGCAUGUGCACACUCAGUUCAGAGUGACGUGUGUGCUCUGUGCUUUCUAUGGAAAUGGAACCUGGACCACUAGAAAAACGCGGGUUUUGAUCAGGUCCCAAUAUGCGAUGUGGUCAGACUCGAAUGUUUUGUCCCAUAACCACUGAACUCCACACUGGGGCUGUAGCACUCUCACCCUUGAGUUGGGAAUUCUGGAAGGAAUGUAUUUGCUCCCAUUUAUAUGCUUUUAAACUUGCUUUCUGCCUUCUUCAUGUCCCCCACUGUUCUCACUCCCCCAGUUGUGUACACUCCAGUUUGUGGUGGCUGUUUUUAAAUUAAUCAUUUACUGUGUGCUUAUUGGGAAAAAAAAGGUUGACCUGGUUCUGCUGGAGACUGUGCUGUAUUAUCAGUCAAUGAUGGGGGAGCCCUAACCUUCUGUGGCACAGCCCAAACAGUGGCAACCGGUUUAUAGCAUUUGCAAAAAAAGCUCUGAUGCGAAGAAGCUUAUACAUAUACACACACACUCGAGGCCAAGAGUACAGAAAAGUUAUCCAUCCAAAGUAAAUCUAUUGCUAGCUGCCAGUAUUAAACCUGGGUGGAGCACUGUUAUGUAUAAAAAGACAGUAUCUAAUGAACACAUGGAAUCUGGUUUCAACUCUGCUUUUGGUUACUUGCCUGUGAAAAAUAAAGCCCUGAAUACCUGGGAUUAAUUUGG